AUGUUGAUUAAUAUUCAUCGCCUAUUCCUUUCUACAGAUCGCUCCAUCGCCACGCUGGCCAUUACCACACUACUCAAAACCGGCUCCGAGAACACCGUGGACCGUCUCAUGAAGCAGAUCUCUGGGUUCAUGAGUGAAAUCAGUGACGAGUUCAAGGUGGUCGUGGUGGACGCUAUCCGGGCUCUUUGUCUCAAGUUCCCGUCCAAGCAGAUGUUGAUGAUGGGUUUCCUAUCCAGUGUGUUGCGUGACGAAGGUGGCUUUGAAUACAAGAAGGCUAUUGUGGAUACGCUCGUGGAUAUCAUUGGAGAGAUCCCUGAGGCACGUGAAUCGGGUCUGUCUUACCUGUGCGAGUUCAUCGAAGACUGCGAGUUCCAGAGUCUCUCGACGCACGUGCUGCAUAUCCUGGGUGAACAAGGCCCGAGCAUGCCCAAUCCCUCACGAUUUAUCCGGUACAUCUACAACCGUGUGAUCCUGGAGAACGCGAGUGUUAGGGCUGCUGCAGUGAGCGCUUUGGCCAAGUUCGGGGUGAGCUGUGAGGAGCUGACCGAGUCUAUUGUGAUCCUCCUGUCCCGUUGCCAAUACGACGAUGACGACGAAGUACGCGACAGAGCCACGUUCUAUCUCAAAAUGCUCACCAAGGAGAAGCAGAACGCCAAGAAGCUCAUUGUCGAUGAGUUACAAGUGUCGCUGGCCGGCCUGGAACGCCAGUUGGUGGAAUAUAUUGCCCAGGGUGCGUCUGCCGAAGGUGCCUUCGACCUCAAGCGCGUACCCAUUGUGUCCAAUGUACCUAGCGCAGCCUCUCGCGCCGGAUCUGUGGCUGGUGGCAAGCCUGGAGCAGAGACGCGAGCCAAGAAGACCGACAACAAGAAGUCGCAGCAGGAGAUCUACUCCGAGGAGCUGGCCAAGAUCCCGGAAUUCGCCUCGUUCGGUCCCGUUUUCAAGUCCUCCCAGGCGGUGUCGCUCACCGAAAGCGAGACCGAGUAUGUGGUGACGUGCGUCAAGCACUUGUUCAACGACCAUCUGGUGCUGCAGUAUAACUGUCGCAACACACUGAAUGACCAGCGUCUGGAGAAUGUGUCGGUGGUGGUGGAGGGCGAUGGCGAGUUUGAGCAGGUCUGUAGUAUCGACAUCCCCGUGCUGGCCUACGACGACUUGCAGAUUGCAUAUGUGGCCAUGAAUCUGCCUGAAGAUCCCACAGUAGUGGCUGGUACUUUCACGAAUACGCUCAAGUUCAACGUACUGGACUGUGAUCCACAGACGGGUGAGCCAGAUGAUGAACAGGGCUAUGAGGACGAGUACGAG
Sphaeroforma arctica JP610 is the source of this 1302-nucleotide messenger RNA. RefSeq lists its product as hypothetical. Gene Ontology annotation, molecular function: structural molecule activity. The transcript is spliced from 5 exons. Gene Ontology annotation, cellular component: Golgi membrane; COPI vesicle coat; endoplasmic reticulum-Golgi intermediate compartment. Lineage: Eukaryota; Ichthyosporea; Ichthyophonida. The record is from RefSeq and is a predicted model, not a curated record. Gene Ontology annotation, biological process: intracellular protein transport; intra-Golgi vesicle-mediated transport; endoplasmic reticulum to Golgi vesicle-mediated transport. The annotation marks the transcript as partial.